Molecule: messenger RNA, 2564 nt
Organism: Eucalyptus grandis
Lineage: Eukaryota; Viridiplantae; Streptophyta; Magnoliopsida; Myrtales; Myrtaceae
Product: G-type lectin S-receptor-like serine/threonine-protein kinase RKS1
Exons: 7
Coding region: 1-2397 (798 amino acids)
Biological process (GO): recognition of pollen; protein phosphorylation
Molecular function (GO): protein serine/threonine kinase activity; ATP binding
Source: RefSeq, a predicted model, not a curated record
AUGUGGCCUAUCAAUCUUCUCCAUUUAAUUAUAUCAGCAGUUCUUUAUAGGGAGUGCAUUUCCACUGACCUGAUUACUAGAGAGAGCUCUAUCAGAGAUGUCGAUGUGUUGAUCUCCAGUGGUGGAGAUUUUGCUCUUGGCUUCUUUAGCCCUGGCAAUUCUAGCCAUAGGUACUUAGGGUUAUGGUACAAUAAAAUUCCCGAGAAAACGGUGGUGUGGGUCGCCAACCGGGACAACCCCGUCAAAGAUACUUCGGGACAUCUCAGUAUCGACAAUCUGGGGAAUCUCGUACUCUACGACACAAAGAGAAGAAUCUUUGUUUGGGGCAGCAAUCUUUCGUUAUCGUCAGUGGCAACUGAGUGCGUAGCUCAACUUUUGGAUUCGGGUAAUCUUGUUCUGUUUCAGGAUAGCAAGAAAAGUUCAAUCCUAUGGCAGAGUUUUGACCAUCCGACCAAUACUUUUCUCCCCUCCAUGAAACUCGGGCUCAACCGCACCAGUGGCCUAAAUAGAAUCCUUACAUCUUGGAAGUCUCAGGAUGACCCCGGAACAGGAACGACUUAUUUAAUGAUCAACCCCAAUGGUUUUCCGCACUUAACCUUGUUCAAAAAUAAGGUCCCGUUGUGGCAACCGUGCCCCUGGAUCGGCGUAUGGAGUAUGAUCUCAUGGUUCAACUUUAUUUUCGUAAUUGAUGCCAAUGAGGUCGUCCAGACGUCAAAUGUAAUUAACUCGUCGAUCUUUGUGAGGGCAGUGGUUCAAGAGUCCGGAAGCAUGCAACUGUUCAGGUGGGCCGAAAAUAAGAGCGAGUGGGUCAAUCUUUUCACCAAACCAGUGGCCCAAUGUGACUUCUAUGGGUAUUGUGGUGCCAAUGGAAACUGUUAUUCUGAUAUUGCGUGCAAGUGCCUACCCGGGUUUACCCCUAAGUCCCCGAACGAUUGGAGCAUGAGAGACAGUUCAGGUGGGUGCAUCAGGAAGAAUCAAGAAUCAGUUUGCCGGAAUGGUGAAGGGUUCGUAAAAGUAGCUGAUGUAAAAGUGCCAGACACUUCAGCCGCAUCUUUUGAUAUGAAUAUGACUUUGAGGGAGUGCGAAAGUGAAUGCAUGAGGAAUUGUUCAUGCACGGCCUAUGCAGAUGCAGAUUUUACGAGAGGAGGAAGAGGAUGCUUGAUGUGGUAUGGAGACUUGAUGGAUACAAGAGAGGUCCCAGGUCUAGGACGAGACUUAUACGUGCGCGUGGAUGCACUUGUAUUGGCUGAGUUUCAGAAGAAUGGAUUUCUUUCGAGGAAAAAGGUGUUAGCCACCUCGAUAGGGUUAGUUUCUGCUGCAGCAAUAAUCUCUCUUGCGUUCCUUUGUGUGACAGGCUCUGAGGUUGGCAAGGAGCUAGAAGGAACAACAGAAGAUCAAGAAUUACCUCUUUUAGAUAUCACCACAAUUAAAGCUGCCACAGACAAUUUCGCCUCAACGAACAAGCUUGGACAAGGAGGAUUCGGUCCAGUCUACAAGGGGCGGUUGGCCAGUGGACAGGAAGUAGCUGUGAAGAGAUUAUCGAAGAGUUCAGGACAAGGGUGUCAAGAAUUCAAGAACGAAGUGAUGCUUAUAGCCAAACUCCAACACAGGAAUCUCGUGAGGCUUUUGAGCUGUUGCAUCAGUCUAGACGAGAGGAUGUUAAUCUACGAGUACUUGCCUAACAAAAGUUUGGAUUGCUUCAUUUUCAAUGAAGCAAAAAGGACAACCCUUGAUUGGAACCAACGUUUCAAAAUUAUUCUUGGAAUUGCCCGAGGAGUUUUAUAUCUUCACCAAGAUUCAAGACAUAGAAUCAUACAUCGAGACCUCAAAGCUAGCAAUGUCCUACUUGAUGCCGCAAUGAAUCCAAAAAUUUCCGAUUUUGGGAUGGCUAAGAUGUUUGCAGAAGACCAGAUCCAAGCAAAUACAAACAAGGUGGUCGGAACAUAUGGUUAUAUGUCUCCAGAAUACGCAAUGCAAGGAUUAUACUCAACCAAGUCUGAUGUUUUCAGCUUUGGUGUCAUAUUACUAGAAAUAGUCAGUGGCAAGAGGAACACUGAUUUCUACAGUGACAGUGGAUGUCUGAAUCUCAUUGCACAUGUUUGGAACUUAUGGAAAGAAGGAAUAUCCUCCGAAAUAGUUGAUUCAUUGAUGGCCCAACCCUAUAACACUCGUCAGGUUUCAAGAAGCAUCCAAAUCGGCUUACUGUGCGUACAAGAACGUGCAGCACACCGGCCAAACAUGAUGGACAUUGUCUUCAUGUUGGGUAAUGAGGCAGCUCUUGCCUCUCCUGAUAAGCCUGCAUUCAUUCUGAAAGGAAGCGGCAACAUUCUUGACCUUCCACCCAUUGCUGGAGCUUCUGCGAACGAGGUAACCAUAACUGAGCUUGAUGGUCGAUAAUUGUACUUGAUGUGACCAUCGUUUUAUCAUCCUACCUUUCCAGUCAGAUAAAGGCCACAAAACGCUCGAACCACCUUUAAGAAAAGGGUCCCUAUACUGGAUCGACAGAGGUUCCCAUGUAGCCAAGAAAAAAAAAUACUAGGAAUGCUCCUCAGAUGCUAAGAAGU